AUGCUGGCUGAGCCAUCCGGGGCCCGCGGAUUCCUUCUCCUAGUCACUAAUGCCGACUGGGCCGCGCGCCGCAUUAACACACAAGUUUUUAACGCCUAUGCUUCUGCCGGUUACGCCAAUGUUGCAGACUUGAAGGCUCGUGUAAUUGAGUCAUGGAAGGCUAUCACGGAUUCCCUCGUGGAUCGCUAUGUGCACGUUCGCGGCGGUUGGCUCUGUGCACCCUUCCGCACGCUGCCGCCAUCCCGCCAGUCGGAAGACACCCAUCCAGAUCCAAGCACCAUGGAGAGUAUGGUGAGUGCGGCGAUGUGCAAUUUGUCGCACGUUCACUCGGAACUGGUUUUAGUGUUGGGUGUUCCAGUGGGUGGUAGUGCCACCAACAAUGCGUCUUCGAGGCUUGCCCAGUUCUGCGCUUCAUCUCCAACCUACCCGGAGGAGGUCGCCCUGCCCUCCUACUGUAGGAUGCAGCCCAUCCUACAGCUCAUUUGCGCCAAGCUGGCCGAUGCCGUUCAACAGAGAUGCAAGGUCAAUAAGUGGUUGCUCUCUUCUGCUUGCCACAUCCACUCUUACUGGACGCCUGUGCCACGCUCCCCCCCCGUUUUCCGCCUUGUCUGUAAAGAGAAGUCUGAAUGCCAGCUCAGCAUGUCAGAAGAUCGUUAUCAGGCGCGCAAAGACUUACUUGCCCUCUGGAUUCGUUUCCUUGUCCACCCAUAA
Dibothriocephalus latus is the source of this 711-nucleotide messenger RNA. NCBI's taxonomy places the organism in Eukaryota, Metazoa, Platyhelminthes, Cestoda, Diphyllobothriidea, Diphyllobothriidae. The record is from the annotation of a GenBank genome assembly.